Molecule: messenger RNA, 732 nt
Organism: Thlaspi arvense
Lineage: Eukaryota; Viridiplantae; Streptophyta; Magnoliopsida; Brassicales; Brassicaceae
Source: the annotation of a GenBank genome assembly
AUGGUGAAUGCAGAAAAGGAACCGAUUUUGAGUAGUUUCUUGUAUGCUAGUAUCUUGUCGCAUGACUGUUUAGAGCAAGCAUUGGGUUUCGUUCUAGCUAACCGUCUCCAGAACCCUACCUUGUUGGCGACUCAACUCAUGGAUAUAUUUUGCAAUGUUAUGGUACAUGACAGAGGUAUUCAAAGCUCGGUUCGCCUUGAUCUUCAGGCAUUCAAAAACAGAGAUCCUGCUUGUCUAUCGUAUAGUUCAGCUAUUUUGCAUUUGAAGGUUUUUGGAAUCGAUAUUCAUCCGGCUCUCAUAUGUGUUUCUUGCUCAGCUGCAAGAAUUGGGGAGGGAAUAUUGUUGGAUCAUGGAACCGGUGUCGUCAUAGGUGAGACUUCUGUGAUAGGCGACCGGUGUACAUUAGGAGGAACCGGGAAGGAAAUUGGUGAUCGCCAUCCAAAAAUAGGUGACGGUGCCGUCCUUGGAACAUGUGCGACUAUACUCGGCAACAUAAGGAUCGGGGCUGGAGCAAUGGUAGCUGCUGGUUCGCUUGUGUUGAAGGAUGUUCCUUCGCAUAGCAUGGUGGCUGGAAAUCCGGCGAAACUGAUCGGGUUCGUCGAUGAGCAAGAUCAGUCAUUGACAAUGAAACACGAUGCGACAAAAGAGUUCUUUCGGAAUGUAGCUAUUGCUUAUAGUGGAACAAUACCAAAUGGAGUUGCAGAGAAAGAAGACGUUAUUAAGAGAAUAUGA